AUGAUCACCCACAGUGAGAAUAAGAAUUUCCCCUGUGAGCACUGUGGGAGUGCCUUCCGCACUAAAGGCUCCCUGAUUCGUCACAACCGCCGUCACACAGGUACAGUGGACUGGGAGGGGGCGGGCUCAGAAUGAGAUGUUUGCGCUUGUGGCAUACGCAGCUUCAUUUCCUAUCUCCAUCACCAGUCUCUCUCCCCCUCUUCCCGCAGACGAGCGGCCGUACCGCUGUAACCUGUGUGGGCUCUCCUUCAGGGAGUCAGGGGCUCUGACCAGACAUCUCAAGUCCAUCACCCCCUGCACUGAGAAGAUCCGCUUCAACCAGUACAAGGAGAUCCUCGUCAGCAAGGACGGACAGCAGAAAGGUAGCAGUCUGUCAAAAGAUUGAGGGAGGGAUCAUGCAUGUAUGGAUGAAUGGAUAUGGAUGGAUGGUAGGAUACAUACACUAAAUGACCAAAAGUAUGUGGACACCUGCUUGUCUCAUUCCAAAAUCAUGGUCAUUAAUAUGGAGUUGGUCCCCCCCAUUUGCUACUAUAACAGCCUUCAAUCUUCUGGGAAGGCUUUCCACUAGAUGUUGGAACAUUGCUGCGGGGACUUGCUUCCAUUCAGCCACGAGCAUUAGUGAGGUCGGGAGUUCGAUGGAGUUGAGGUCAGGGUUCUGUCAAGUUCUUCCACAUUGAUCUCGAAAAACCAUUUCUGUAUAGACCUCGCUUUGUGCACGGGGGUAUUGUGAUGCUGAAAUAGGAACGGGCCUUCCCCAAACUGUUGCCACAAAGUUGGAAGCACAGAAUCGUCUAGAAUGUCGUUGUAUGCUGUAGUGUUAAGAUUUCCCUUCACUGGAACGAAGGGGCCAAGCCCAAACCAUGAAAAACAGCCCCAGACCAUUAUUCCUCCUCCACCAAACUUUACAGUUGUCACUAUGCAUUUCGGGCAGGUGGUGUUCUCCUGACAAUCCUCCAAACCCAGAUUCUUCCAUCGGACUGCCAGAUGGUGAAGUGCGAUUCAUCACUCCGGAGAACGCGUUUCCACUGCUCCAGAAUCCAAUGGUUGCAAUCUUUACACCACUCCAGCCGAGGCUUGGCAUUACGCAUGGUGAUCUUAGGCUUGUGUGCGGCUGCUCGACCAUGGAAACCCAUUUCAUGAAGCUCUCGACUAACAGUUCUUGUGCUGAUAUUGCUUCCAGAGGCAGUUUGGAACUCGGUAGUGAGUGUUGCAAACACUCGACAAUCCCGUUCUGUGUGGCCUACCACUUCGCGUCUGGGCCGUUGUUGCUCCUAGACUUUUCCACUUCACAAUAACAGCACUUACAGUUGACCGGGGCAGCUCUAGCAGGGCAGACAUUUGACGAACUGACUUGUUGGAAAGGUGGCAUCCUAUGACGUUGCCACGUUGAAAGUCACUGAGCUCUUCAGUGAGGCCAUUCGACUGCCAAUGUUUGUCUAUGGAGAUUGCUUGGCUGUGUGCUCGAUUUUAUACACCUGUCAACGGGUGUGGCUGAAAUAGCCGUAUCCACUAAUUUGAAGGGGUGUCCACAUACUUUUGUGUAUAUGUAAAGAGAUAAAUAUAUGGAUAGAUGGAAAGAGAAAUAUAUGGAUAGAAAGAGAAAUAUUUAUUGAUCGAUCGGUAGAUAAGGUAUUGAUGGUGUCAUGUUUUUAUUUCAGGAGUGGAGGCAGAGGCCGCCUCAUUGGCUGCUCAGCAAGAAGUGGACCAGCAGGAGGAAGAGGAAGCGCAGGCGGCGUUGGUCAGCGUGGUGGAGGCUGACAGUGGAGGACAGGAAGUCAUCCACGAGGUCCACUUCCACAUGGAGGUGGAGGGAGAAGGGCAGGAACAGCAGGUGUGUGGAGAUCUGGAUGCAUUUCAGUACUGUAAACUGUCUUCCUCGUCUCCUCUCUCACCUUUUAAUUUGUACUGAUCUGAAAACACAGGAUAGGUAAAGGCCAUGUUGUGAAUGCCUACAAAAUGCCUGUCCAUUUCUAUCACAUUAGUGCAGAUGAAAGGAAAUAGAGAAACACAUGCAUUUCCUUUGUAUCCCAAAUCCCUGUUGACGUUUAUUACAACCUCUUUAUCCCUGUUGACGUUUAUUACAACCUCUUUGGAUGUCACACAUUUUUCCUAGAGCCAUGUUUGACCCUCUGUUCUUGUCUGGUUGCCUGUCCCCAGCUUCUAUUGGAGCAGUCUCAGGCAGAGGCCCUGGUGGCCGAGGGGGACAACCUCAUCUGCCAGGCCAUCAUAAACUCUGGCAUCGCCCUGGAGGCGCUCACUGAGACUGAGGAGGUGGAGUCAGUUGAGGAGCAGGCACUGGACGGGAUGCCUGAAGAGGUCCUGCAGGACAGGGACGUGGAGGGCAGGGUGACGGAGAUCCAGGUGAUGGAGGAGUGUGUGGAGAUGGAGGCUGAGGAGAUGGGGGUGAGUUAGUCAAUGGGGGAAUUAAUUUAACAUUUUACCAACUGUGUAUUUUAUUAUCUAAAUGUGUUUUAUCCUUGUAUAUUUUCCAGUACCAUGCUGGAUAAAUAAGUACUAAAGAAAUGUAAAAAGCUUUUAGUUAGAAAUCCGUCACCACACAGACAAUUUUAUUUUCAAUUAUCAGAGACACAAAAAUGUCUUUCUCUGUUUGUUCCUUCUCUAAUAGUGCAUGUCUUCUAAUACUCUCACCUACAGCUUGUGGUUGAUAAACAUGAUGUAUACGCUCACCUACAGUAUGUGGUUGAUAAACAUGAUGUAUACUCUCACCUACAGCAUGUGGUUGAUAAACAUGAUGUAUACUCUCACCUACAGCAUGUGGUUGAUAAACAUGAUGUAUACUCUCACCUACAGCAUGUGGUUGAUAAACAUGAUGUAUACUCUCACCUACAGCAUGUGGUUGAUAAACAUGAUGUAUACUCUCACCUACAGCAUGUGGUUGAUAAACAUGAUGUAUACUCUCACCUACAGCAUGUGGUUGAUAAACAUGAUGUAUACUCUCACCUACAGCAUGUGGUUGAUAAACAUGAUGCAUGUCCCUUUCCCUGUCCUGUAGGACAUGUCUGACAAGCAGGAGGAUCUGCCGCCGUCUAAAAUGCACAAGUGUCCUCACUGUAGUCGCUCCUUUAAGGCGCUCAACUACCUCCGCUUCCAUGUCAAAGGUCACUUCGGUAAGACCACUGUCUCCAUGUCUUUUUAAUGAUUUCCUUUAAUGCUAGACUCAGCAUAACCCAUUAGUCAACACACACACCAUAGGUGAUCCAUUGAUAUCAAAUGAUGAAUUGUGGUGAUAAAAGGAUUCAGCCAAGGUUUCAAAAUCAGAUGCAUUUAUAUCACAUAUUCCCUGUGUCUUACAUUGUUUUCUCAAAUCUCCCCAGUGCCUCUAUACCUGGGUCGUGUUCAUUAGUCUCCAAGGAAACUGGUCUGAUGGGGAGGUACUACCUGUUGCGUUCACUAAUGAACACGACCUACAGCAGCUCAUUAUGCAUGUUCUCAUUUCUGCAGGCUACAAGCCCUUCAAGUGUGUGAUGUGUCUGAAGGAGUUCCUGACAGGCUACCUGUUGAAGAAGCACAUGGAGGUCCACCGGAGUGAGAGGAGGUACAAGUGUGGCGAGUGCGGCAAGCUCUACAAGACCAUCGGACACGUCCGUGAACACAUGAGGGCCCACUCAGAGGAACGGCCGUACAACUGCAACAGCUGUGACAAGGGAUACAAGACCAAGGUUUGUCCAUACUCAACUUUUAUUUAAUUUGAACCAAGGAAGCGACAAGCAGGCAAAAUAUUCUGUCUGAAAGUUGUUGAAUUCCUGGUUUUCGUAAGUUUUUUAUUUUGUUUCUUAAAUGGCAGGAGUCUGCUAAUGUUAAGUCAAGUUUCGGCGCUUCUUCGAUUGAGUGGUUAUUUCAGUAAUUUUUCUCGCAUGUCAGAAGUGAAUUGGUUGACUAACCGAUAGAUGAUGAAUUCAUUAACUACCAUGUAAACCUUGGUUCCUAAACUUUUCCCCUCCCCUUUUGUCCCAGAAUGCCUUGCAGGUGCACCAGCGGACGCACGCCCAGGAGAAGCCAUAUGUGUGCCAGUUCUGCUCGCGGGGCUUCAGGGAGAAGGGCUCUCUGGUGCGCCACAUCCGCCAUCACACCGGAGAGAAGCCGUUCAAGUGUCACAAGUGUGGGCGGGGCUUCGCCGAGCAUGGCACUCUCAACCGCCACUUACGUGCCAAAGGUCAGAAUGAUUAACACCUGUCUCCUGGGUCAUGUAUAGCAUUAAGAUGAUUCAUAAGAUUAAUUUCAGAUACAUCGGAUCCUAUCAGUGAUAUUACUGUUGCUAUUCUUUAUGCUUGUACUGGCCCUGAUUUUAAUUGAUGAAGUAAUAGAUUUUCCAUAUUAUCUUAUACAGGUUAUCAAUUCAACAAUGGACACAAGCAAACAGUCAAAUAGCACUACACAGGAUUACAUUGAUUUGUUCUUUAUGUGUAUCCUAGGGGGCUGUUAUGUGGGCCAGAAGGAGGGGUCUGGGGAGGAAGGCGUGGUGGUCUCAGAGGAGCAGGCGUCUGCAGACAGCCUGGCCACAGCAGCCAUCAUGUCAGACGACCCCCACGCCGUGCUGGUGGAGUUCUCCUCUGUGGUGGCUGACACCCAGGAGUACAUCAUUAGGGUGAGACCAUUAUAGAUGGGCGGGGGGGGGGGGGUUAUUCUCCUAAUGGAUGUAUUACCUAUUUCACACUGCUGAAAAUGUGAAUGUAAUAAAUCCAGACUUUUUGCUGAAUUCACUGAAUGUUUCAACUUGACCUGGCAUAGCUUUAGGCACAAACACAGACAAGGUGCUGCUGUAAACAUAAUUGUUAAUAGCAUAUUGAUCUGUGUUUUUCUCUCAGAAAUUAGAUGCAUCAUCACAUUCACAAAUGAUGCUGUCAGUAUGUAUGGAAGGUUCUGUAGUUCACGUGUCCUGUCUCUCCUCUCUUGCUCUCUUCUCCCCAGGCCCAAGGAGAGGAGGAGGAGGAGGAGGAGGAGGAGGAGGGGCAGGGCGAGGAGGUGACUCUCAUCCAAGACAACCAGAAUCAGGUCAGUGCUCUGCUCUCCUGUUUCUCCUGGAGCCAAGAAAUGGUGUUCUAGUGGUUUUAUGUCUUGAUGGCUUAGACUAGCGCUGGCCUACCUCAAAACAUACAACAGUCCCACCUUUUUAAUGUUUGCUCGUUCAUAGCCGUAUAUUUAACAUGCGACCAAAGCUAGAUUUCCAUCCAAUUAGCGACAGAUUUUCACGCAAAUAUUCUAAAAUCUGCAAUUUUUUCCACCAUUGAUGUUUCCACCAAACUGACAUCAGUGUGUGUUGACGUAGUGCACACAAAAUGUUAUUUUUCGCUUACGUUUUCAUAUACUGAAUAAAAAUUGAAAGUUCAAUGUGUUUCCAUCGCAUUUUCAACUCUACCGAAAACGGUUAAAUAGCACGUGCCUACUCUGGUCUCUAGCCAACAGCUCGCCGAUACAUUGUGGGUAGGCUAGUCUACAUGAUGAGAUUAUUAUGGAUAAUAUUUGUAAUUGUCAAUUGGCAGUCAAGCAUCGAUCAUCAUGUCUCCAGAAUAAGACCCUUGAUAUUUAUUGAAAAGGAGCAUCAAGCUCAUCACCAUGCACUUUCACCACCCUGUGAAGUUCAUCAUAACACAAAAGAUACAGCCAUGUUGAAUACAAUUGUACCAAAACUUCCUGUUUCCAUCACAGCUGUCAUGAUUAAUUUUUUUAAUAUGGUAUGACUUGCAUAAAAACAGGGAUGGAAACAUUAAUGUCCACAUAGAUAAAUCAACUAUUAGGUAGACAUUAAGAAGGCAUCUCAAUACUCAUCCCCCGCUCUCUUACCCACCUUUCAGAUGGGCAACCACAUCAUGAAGGUGGUGCAGCAGAUCGUCAACCAAUCGCGUGGCAGCGUCGGCGGCCACCAAAUCAUUGUGCGCAACGUCUCCAUGGACGAGGGCACAUCCAUCUCCGACUGCGGCGACACCAUCACCAUAGCGACGCCCGAGAACCUGACCGCGCAGGUUGCCAUGACGCUGGCCUCAGCCAUCAGCGACGGAACCCUUCUGGCGGGAGGCGGCGCCCUGGAGACGCCCGAUGGCACGGUCACCAUGGUAACGACAACGGGGGGCGAGGACAUGGUCGAGGUGAUGGAGCACCAGGAGGAAGAGUUUGUUAUUACGUCAUCGGAGGAGGUGGAGAUCCAGACAGUCAUCAUAUGA
Molecule: messenger RNA, 6179 nt
Organism: Coregonus sp. 'balchen'
Lineage: Eukaryota; Metazoa; Chordata; Actinopteri; Salmoniformes; Salmonidae
Source: the annotation of a GenBank genome assembly